This is a messenger RNA of Elephantulus edwardii (Cape elephant shrew), 738 nucleotides long. RefSeq names its product regulator of G-protein signaling 4 (gene RGS4). The record is from RefSeq and is a predicted model, not a curated record. NCBI's taxonomy places the organism in Eukaryota, Metazoa, Chordata, Mammalia, Macroscelidea, Macroscelididae. The coding region runs from base 17 to 580 and encodes 187 amino acids. The transcript has 4 exons.
GUACAGUGCAAAAGACAUGAAGCAUCGGCUGGGUUUCCUACUGCAGAAAUCAGACUCCUGUGAACAUAAUUCUUCUCAUGGCAAGAAGGACAAAGUUGUCAUUUGUCAGAGGGUAAGCCAAGAGGAAGUCAAGAAAUGGGCUGAAUCUUUGGAAAACCUGAUUAGUCAUGAAUGUGGGCUGGCAGCUUUCAAAACUUUCCUGAAGUCUGAAUACAGUGAAGAGAACAUUGAUUUCUGGAUCAGCUGUGAAGAAUACAAGAAGAUUAAAUCACCUUCCAAACUAAGUCCGAAGGCCAAAAAGAUCUAUAAUGAAUUCAUCUCAGUCCAGGCAACAAAAGAGGUGAACCUGGAUGCCUGCACCAGGGAGGAGACAAGCCGGAACAUGCUGGAGCCUACAAUAACCUGCUUCGAUGAGGCGCAGAAGAAGAUCUUCAACCUGAUGGAAAAGGAUUCAUACCGCCGCUUCCUCAAGUCCCGAUUCUAUCUUGAUCUGACCACCCCAUCCAGCUGUGGGUCAGAGAAGCAGAAAGGAGUCAAGAGUUCUGCAGACUGUGCUUCCCUGGUCCCCCAGUGUGCCUAAUUCCCACUGGGGUGCGGAAAGCCAAGACUCUGUGCUCUGGAAACCAGAGGCCAACUAUUGAGCUGUAUUAAGCACCAAUGCUUUGACCACAUUGUAACCCCAUAUCCAUGCUGCCUGGCAUGUGUGAGCCACUCCCAUGUAGAAACUAGAUUUUGUUU